AUGACACAUCCGUGGAAGCCUACACAUGUGCAUGAAGGAAACGUGGAACCUGAGGGUUACGAUAUUUUAUUUCGGCGAGCACUUAGCAUCGCCCUCCAUCUAGGUGGCACAAAAGGUGAUGGUGCAUCGAUCUGGUCACUCGAGAUGGCGAGUCGUCUGAUUCUGAUGGACGAAGUUGGUGGACACGCUGAACGCAGGAGGCGUGAGCUUGUGCGUCUGGGUAAACUAUUUCAGAAACAGCUAUUCCUACUGCAACACCCCACCAACUGCUCUACUGCCAGAUUUGUUGAGACAAAUGUGCCAUAUUGUGGUUUUGGCUGUCAAAUCCACCAUGUUGUGCUUGCAAUGCAGCUGGCAGUAGCGACUAACAGAACACUGUUUGUGCAUGGCUUCGAUCAAACAUUCCAUGGACUGUUCCUCCCUUUGACAAACUGCACAGCAAUUGGUAAACAUCAAUCUGUGAUACAGCAAAAAAGAGUCUUCGAUGCGCCAAUUUCUCCACUGUCCCCACCGGCACUGUCAGCUGAAUGGGCAAGUCUGCUUCAACCUCUACACGAAUCACCGUAUUUGUGGUUGCGUGGACACAUGAUUAAAUACGCGAUUCGUUUGAAGGACGCCGCCUUCUCACAGCAGAUCAAUUCGAAGUGUGCUAACCUUCGACGUGGAAGUUAUGGUCAAGUGUUCGUUGGCAUCCACGUCCGUCGCACUGACAAACUUCUUAGCGAAGCCAAGUCGUUCCCCGUCAGUUCGUAUAUGGAACGCGUUGAGCAGUAUUAUGGGUUGAUAAAAAUGUGCAAUGCGUUGAAAGGAAUGCUAAAUGACACACGUAGAAGAAAUAUAUUCCUGGCAUCUGACGAACCAUCCGUGUAUGCAGAAGCCAGGCAGCAAUAUCCUGAGUAUUCAUUUCAUGAAAAAGGGACAUUUUUCCAGAGCAACACUGACGUGAAAUCGCGAUUUACUAGAGAAGGACUUGAAUCAAUAUUCUUUGAUAUAAUGUUGCUGGCUCACGCUGACUUCCUCGUCUGCACGUUUUCCUCUAAUGUUUGCCGAAUGGCGCACGCCUUAAAACAGACACUGAACGAUCACUACGCCGACCGCACCCAUCACACAGCUUCUGUAGACACGGGGUUUUUCAUCAUUGGCUCUCAAAAAAGCAAAUGGAAGGUGUGGCUAGACUACCCACCUUUUGUUAAACGGGGCGAUGUGGUUGAAGUGGGAACACCCUCGACUUUCGGCUCUGUUGAGACAACGGAGAAUACGGUGCUGCCACAAUUUAUCCUGCAAGAACUGCCUAUUUUACUCCCAAGUAACUUCAACAUUUCUCAAUGA
Mesocestoides corti is the source of this 1329-nucleotide messenger RNA. Lineage: Eukaryota; Metazoa; Platyhelminthes; Cestoda; Cyclophyllidea; Mesocestoididae. The record is from the annotation of a GenBank genome assembly.